AUGAUACGAAGUGAUAGACUUAGUGACUUACCAGAUCAUUUGCUUCAACAUAUUCUCUCUUUUCUUCCAACCCAAGAAGCCAUUGCCACAAGCCUCUUGUCCAAGAGAUGGACCUCACUGUGGACUGGAUCGCCCACUCUUCACUUCGAUGCUUUAAACUUCUGUUCUUCUAUAUUCUUCGUCGAGUUUGUGGAGCAUGCACUAAUAUUCUUCAGAAAUUCCAACCACGUCCGGAUCUUUCGUCUCAGAUUUGGAAGUUUUGGCCUGCAGCCUGAUCAUAACAUUAUAAAUUGGAUUGCAACAGUGAUUAAUAAGCUCAAAGUUGAGGAGUUGGAUCUUUCUUUUACGUCUUAUUGGUUUAGUGUUCAUAUGUGCUCUGGGAUUUUGAACAGCAGUGCGAUGAGGGUUUUGAAGUUGAAUGGUGUAACAGUAAGUACUGAUUAUUCUGUGAAUUUGCCUUCCCUUGAAGCCUUGCAUUUGGAAAGGGUUAUAUUCCCCGAAUUUCGAUGUUUGGUUAUGCUUCUUACUGGCUGCCCACGUCUUGAAGAAUUGAAACUAAGUUUAUUUGUUAUAUUUGCCACCACAAAGGCCAUUAAAAUUGAGAGUCUUCAACAUCUUGUCUCCUCAAAGCCAUCGUUUCUGGUUAGGUUAAAAAGAUUCUGUUUUGAUCAAUUCAAAGCAUCGGAAACCCAGUAUCGAGUUGCAAGAUUUAUUAUGGACAAUGCGAAAGCUUUGAAGACCGUCUCCAUAAUUUGUCGUUCAAGUGUAAACUCCCUCCCCAAUAAUGCUAAAAAGUUAUCCACGUGCCCUAGAGGAUCUGAGGAUUAUGGUGGACUUCUAUUAUAUUCCAAUUUUUAG
Neltuma alba is the source of this 858-nucleotide messenger RNA. Its product is annotated as F-box/FBD/LRR-repeat protein At5g22700-like. The transcript has a single exon. Gene Ontology annotation, molecular function: protein binding. Lineage: Eukaryota; Viridiplantae; Streptophyta; Magnoliopsida; Fabales; Fabaceae. Bases 1 to 858 code for a protein of 285 amino acids. The record is from RefSeq and is a predicted model, not a curated record.